Molecule: messenger RNA, 3607 nt
Organism: Octodon degus (degu)
Lineage: Eukaryota; Metazoa; Chordata; Mammalia; Rodentia; Octodontidae
Gene: Mybpc2
Product: myosin binding protein C, fast type
Exons: 28
Coding region: 89-3502 (1137 amino acids)
Molecular function (GO): protein binding
Source: RefSeq, a predicted model, not a curated record
UGGGCUCCACCUGUCCUCCCUAGGGCCUGCGAGUCGCAGCUGCGCAGCUGCGGUGGUCUGGUCCCCAGAGCAGGAGGAAGUUGCGGACAUGCCUGAGGCCAAACCAGCAGCCAAAAAGGUCGCCAAAGGCAAAGAUGCCCCCAAAGAAGCUCCUCCUAAGGAGGCUCCUGCAGAGCCCCCCAAAGAAGCCCCACCUGAGGACCAGUCCCCCACUGCUGAGGUGCCCAGCGGUGUUUUCCUGAAAAAACCUGACUCUGUAUCAGUGGAGACUGGAAAGGAUGCUGUCAUCGUGGCCCAGGUGAACGGGAAGGAACUCCCGGGCAAACCCACCAUCAAGUGGUUCAAGGGCAAGUGGCAGCAGCUGGACAGCAAGAGCGGUGCACGGUUCUCCUUCAAAGAGUCCCACGACUCAGCCAGCAAUGUGUACACCGUGGAGCUGCACGUUGGGAAGGUGGUCUUGGGGGACCGAGGGGAUUACCGUCUGGAGGUCAAAGCCAAGGACGCCUGCGACAGCUGUGGCUUCAAUAUCGACGUGGAGGCGCCCCGUCAGGACUCCUCUGGACAGAGCCUGGAAACUUUCAAGCGCUCGGGUGAAGGGAAGUCAGAAGAUGCAGGAGAGCUGGAUUUCAGUGGCCUGUUGAAGAAGAGGGAGGUGGUUGAGGAGGAGAAGAAGAAGAAGAAAAAAGAUGACGACGACCUGGGCAUCCCCCCGGAGAUCUGGGAGCUCCUGAAAGGGGCAAAGAAGAGCGAGUACGAGAAGAUCGCCUUCCAGUACGGCAUCACUGACCUGCGGGGCAUGCUCAAGCGGCUUAAGAAGGCCAAGGUUGAAGUCAAGAAGAGCGCAGCCUUCACAAAGAAGCUCGACCCAGCCUACCAGGUGGACAAGGGCAACAAGAUCAAGUUGAUCGUAGAGAUCAGUGACCCGGACCUUCCCCUCAAGUGGUUCAAGAAUGGCCAGGAGAUCAAGCCAAGCAGCAAGUAUGUGUUUGAGAACGUGGGGAAGAAGCGGAUCCUCACCAUCAACAAGUGCACCCUGGCCGAUGACGCCGCCUAUGAGGUGGCCGUCAAGGACGAGAAGUGCUUCACUGAGCUCUUCGUCAAAGAGCCUCCUGUCCUGAUUGUCACACCCCUUGAGGACCAGCAGGUGUUCGUAGGGGACCGGGUGGAAAUGUCAGUGGAGGUGUCGGAGGAAGGUGCCCAGGUCAUGUGGAUGAAGGACGGUGUGGAAAUUACACGGGAGGAGUCCUACAAGGCGCGCUACCGCUUCAAGAAGGACGGCAAGCGCCACAUCCUCAUCUACUCCGACGUGAGCCUGGAGGACGGGGGCCGCUUCCAGGUCAUCACCAAUGGCGGCCAGUGCGAGGCCGACCUCAUUGUGGAAGAGAAACAACUUGAGGUACUGCAGGACAUCGCAGAUCUGACGGUGAAGGCCGCAGAACAGGCUGUGUUCAAGUGUGAGGUGUCGGACGAGAAGGUGACAGGCAAGUGGUACAAGAAUGGGAUUGAGGUGCGGCCCAGCAAGAGGAUCACCAUCUCCCAUGUUGGCAGGAUCCACAAGUUGGUGAUUGAUGAUGUCCGCCCCGAGGAUGAAGGGGACUACACCUUCGUGCCUGAUGGCUAUGCGCUGUCCCUCUCAGCCAAGCUCAACUUCCUGGAAAUCAAGGUGGAGUACGUCCCCAAGCAAGAACCACCCAAGAUCCACUUGGACUGCUCUGGAAAGACCUCCGACAACUCCAUUGUGGUCGUAGCUGGGAACAAGCUGAGGCUGGAUGUAGCCAUCACAGGGGAGCCACCACCCGUUGCCACCUGGCUGAAGGGCGAUGAUGUGUUCUCAGCCACUGAGGGCAGGGUUCGUGUGGAGCAGCGGGUAGACUGCAGCAGCUUUGUGAUUGAGAGCGCCGAGCGGGCAGAUGAGGGCCGCUACACCAUCAAAGUCACCAACCCUGUGGGGGAGGAUGUGGCCUCCAUCUUCCUUCGGGUUGUAGAUGUCCCAGACCCCCCGGAGGCUGUGCGUGUGACCUCAGUUGGAGAAGACUGGGCCAUCCUAGUCUGGGAGCCACCCAAGUAUGAUGGGGGACAGCCAGUCACAGGGUACCUCUUGGAGCGGAAGAAGAAGGGCUCUCAGCGCUGGAUGAAGCUGAACUUUGAGGUCUUCACGGAGCUGACCUAUGAGUCCACCAAGAUGAUUGAGGGCGUUCUCUACGAGAUGCGGGUCUUCGCAGUCAACGCCAUCGGCGUCUCCCAGCCCAGCAUGAACACUAAGCCUUUCAUGCCCAUCGCACCCACAAGUGCGCCCCAGCACCUGACAGUGGAGGAUGUGACAGACACUACCACUACACUCAAGUGGCGGCCGCCGGACAGGAUCGGGGCGGGUGGCAUCGACGGCUACCUGGUGGAGUACUGCCUGGAGGGCUCCGAGGAGUGGGUCUCUGCUAACAAGGAGCCGGUGGAGCGCUGUGGCUUCACGGUUAAGGAUCUCCCCACGGGGGCCAGGAUCCUCUUCCGGGUCGUCGGGGUCAACAUCGCGGGCCGCAGCGAGCCGGCCACGCUGCUGCAGCCAGUUACCAUCCGGGAGAUCGUGGAGCAACCCAAGAUCCGCCUCCCCCGCCACCUGCGCCAGACCUACAUCCGCAAAGUGGGGGAGCCCCUCAACCUGGUCAUCCCCUUCCAGGGCAAGCCAAGGCCCCAGGUGGUGUGGACGAAGGGCGGGGCCCCCGUGGACACCUCCCGCGUACACGUGCGCACCAGCGAUUUCGAUACCGUGUUCUUCGUCCGCCAGGCGGCCCGCUCUGACUCCGGGGAGUACGAGCUGAGCGUGCAGAUCGAGAACAUGAAGGACACGGCCACCAUCCGUAUCCGAGUCGUGGAAAAGGCUGGACCUGCGGAGAACGUGAUGGUGAAGGAGGUGUGGGGCACCAACGCUCUGGUGGAGUGGCAGCCACCCAAAGAUGACGGGAACAGUGAGGUCACAGGGUAUUUCGUCCAGAAAGCCGACAAGAAGACCAUGGAAUGGUUCAACGUCUACGAGCACAACCGGCACACCAGCUGUACUGUGUCUGACCUCAUUGUGGGCAAUGAGUACUACUUCCGUGUGUUCAGCGAGAACAUCUGCGGCCUCAGUGACUCGCCUGGAGUUUCCAAGAACACAGCCCGCAUUCUUAAAACAGGAAUCACCCUCAAGCCACUGGAGUACAAGGAGCACGACUUCCGGAUGGCUCCCAAGUUCCUGACACCCCUCAUCGACCGGGUUAUCGUGGCUGGCUAUGCCGCAGCUCUCAACUGUGCCGUCAGAGGCAACCCAAAGCCGAAGGUGGUAUGGAUGAAGAAUAAGAUGGAAAUCGGCGAAGACCCCAAGUUCCUGAUGACCAACUACCAAGGGGUCCUCACACUCAACAUCCGCCGGCCCUCGCCUUUUGAUGCUGGCACCUACUCCUGCCGGGCCAUCAAUGAGCUGGGGGAGGCGCUGGCCGAGUGCAGGCUGGACGUGCGGGUGCCACAGUGAAACUGCCCCCCACCUGGCAAGAUGACUGAGCCCUGACUCCAACCCCGGAAAGCUACAGACUGUACCUUUCUCAGGUUCUUGCUGACAACAAAACAGUGCUGCUUA